UUGAUCGCGGUCUCCCGUCCGGACGCACGCCCUCCAGCGACAAGUUUAAGGAUCCAGAAAGAUGCGAGUGAACGAGCAAACUGCGAUUAUAGGCCCUCGGGUGGUCUUGGUACCCUAUCGCAAGGAACACGUGCCUCAAUAUCAUGAGUGGAUGAGCGAUCAGGAACUUCGUGAAAGCACCGCUAGCGAACCGCUGAGCCUUCAAGAGGAGUACGAAAUGUGCGAACGAUGGGCUCUGGAUCAAGAUAAAUUAACUUUUAUCAUUUUUGCCAGGAAUCCCUGUCUUUCGCGUACUUCUGAUCAGCCUGCAGGAUACAAGUCAUAUUCCGAUUAUCUUGGCCAAAUGAUAGGCGAUGUCAAUCUAUUCAUAUCACCAGACGAAUCAUCAGAUUCCACCGCUGCAGAGACCGCUCAAUCGAGUCACAUUUAUAAGGGCGAGUUGGAAAUUAUGAUCGCAUCUGCUCAACAUCGUAAACUUGGCCUAGCAACGGAAGCCCUCCAACUAUUCAUUUCCUACAUCCAAAUUAUUUCAUUGCUGCAAUCUCACUCACUAGUUGGCUCAACGAGUUACUUUCCGACUCUCAGCUUCUUCUUUGUCAAAAUCGCUUUCAGCAAUACCAUCAGCCAAGGUUUAUUUGAAAAAUUAGGCUUCGAAAAAAAAAUUACCAACAAAAUUUUUGAAGAGCACGAAUACCGCUUGAAUUUCUCUGAAUCGGCUAUUACGAUUACAAUUGACCGAAAAAACAGUUUGAAGCAGAGUGAGGAAACCGAUGAAAUCCUCGACGACCAAGCACAUCGAGAAAUUCGUGUCUAUGAAAGCAAGUGGAAGGAUAACAAUCCAAUUCAAAUGGCGGUUGUACCAUGCCCUAUGUAGAAAGCGACAGCUUAGUAUUUGCAACCACGCCCAUCACUAUUGGAUCAGUUGAAUCCCAAUUUAUAUUAGAACGGAAAAUUUAGGUGGCUUUACUAAAUCCGUUUGUACAGCAAUUCAACCAUAGCCUAAACCUA
This is a messenger RNA of Puccinia graminis f. sp. tritici CRL 75-36-700-3, 1008 nucleotides long. RefSeq lists its product as uncharacterized. Gene Ontology annotation, biological process: protein acetylation. Lineage: Eukaryota; Fungi; Basidiomycota; Pucciniomycetes; Pucciniales; Pucciniaceae. Bases 62 to 874 code for a protein of 270 amino acids. The record is from RefSeq and is a predicted model, not a curated record. The transcript is spliced from 5 exons. Gene Ontology annotation, molecular function: N-acetyltransferase activity.